GGGGCAGCGCCUCUCGCCUCUCGCCUCUCGCCCGCGGACUGACGGUGCUCGAGCGGGCCGGCCCGAGCCCGAGCCCCGAGCCCCGCGCCAAGCCCGGGUCCGGCCGCGAUGCUCAUGAGGAAGGUGCCGGGCUUCGCGCCGGCCUCGCCGUGCUCGUGGGGGCUGCGGCUGCCGCAGAAGUUCCUCUUCCUGCUCUUCCUCUCGGGCCUCGUCACCCUGUGCUUCGGGGCCCUCUUCCUCCUGCCCAACUCCUCCCGCCUCAAGCGCCUCUUCCUGGCGCCCCGGACCCAGCAGCCCGCCCUGGAGGUGGUGGCCGAAGUGGCCGGGCACCCCCUGGCCCGCGCGCGGGACUCGCCUCCCAACCCGGCGCCCGCCGCCCCGGCCCCGGGGGCAGAGGAGCUCCGCGGCGCGGCCGGUGCCCGGCGCAGGAAGGGGUGGCUGCGGCGCACCACGCUGCCCACCCGGCCCCGGGAGGAGGCCACGGCGCCUCGGAGCAGCGGCCUCACGGCCCCCAGAGCCCAGGAGCAAAGCGUCCCGUUUAGCUUCGAUUUCCACGCUUUCCGGGCUCGCCUCCGCCACCCGGUUCUGGGGACUAAGGCCAACGAGAGGCAGGAGCCCCCGAGCCUAGUUGGAAGCCAGCGGGAGAAGAUCAGGGAGAUGAUGCAGUUUGCCUGGCAGAACUACAAGCGCUAUGCAAUGGGAAAGAAUGAGCUCCGGCCACUCACGAAGGAUGGCUACGAGGGCAACAUGUUUGGAGGCCUCAGUGGAGCCACAAUCAUCGACUCCCUGGAUACACUCUACCUCAUGGAGCUGAAAGAGGAGUUCCAGGAGGCCAAAGCCUGGGUUGAAGAGAGCUUCCACCUGAAUGUGAGUGGAGAAGCCUCUUUGUUUGAGGUGAACAUCCGGUAUGUUGGAGGUCUCCUCUCAGCCUUCUACCUGACAGGAGAAGAGGUAUUCCGGGUCAAGGCCAUCAAGCUCGGAGAGAAACUCCUUCCAGCCUUCAACACCCCCACAGGCAUCCCCAAAGGUGUUGUGAACUUCAAAAGUGGCUCCAACAGGAGCUGGGGCUGGGCCAUGCUGGGAAGCAGCAGUAUCCUGGCCGAAUUCGGAUCCCUCCACUUGGAAUUCUUACACCUCACUGAGCUUUCUGGCAACCCGAUCUUCGCUGAAAAGGUCAGGAAUAUCCGAAAGGUCCUCAGGAAGAUUGACAAGCCCUUUGGCCUCUACCCCAACUUCCUGAGCCCAGUGAGCGGAAACUGGAUGCAGCACCAUGUCUCAGUUGGAGGACUCGGGGACAGUUUUUAUGAAUAUUUGAUCAAAUCCUGGUUGAUGUCGGCCAAGACAGAUAUGGAAGCUAAAGAUAUGUACUACGAAGCCUUGGAGGCGAUAGAAACCCACUUGCUGAAUGUCUCUCCUGGGGGGCUGACCUACAUUGCUGAGUGGCGAGGGGGUAUUCUGGACCACAAGAUGGGGCACCUGGCCUGUUUUUCCGGGGGCAUGAUCGCCCUCGGCGCUGAUGAUGCCAAGGAAGAAAAGAGGUCCUACUACCGAAAGCUCGCAGCCCAGAUCACCAAGACGUGCCAUGAAUCAUACGCUCGUUCAGAUACCAAACUCGGACCCGAAGCCUUCUGGUUUAACUCUGGCAGGGAGGCCGUGGCCACACAGCUGAGCGAGAGCUACUAUAUCCUGCGACCAGAGGUGGUGGAGAGCUACAUGUACCUAUGGCGGCAGACCCACGACCCCAUCUACAGAGAGUGGGGCUGGGAAGUGGUGAUGGCCUUGGAGAAGUACUGCCGGACAGAAACUGGCUUCUCGGGCAUCCAGGACGUGUACAGCAGCAUCCCCAACCAUGACAACAAGCAACAGACCUUCUUCCUGGCUGAGACACUAAAGUACCUCUAUCUUCUGUUCUCUGAAGAUGACGUGUUCUCCCUGGAAGACUGGGUGUUCAACACAGAGGCCCACCCGCUCCCGGUGAGCCACAUGGACAGCACCAGCAGACCAGGGACCCUGCUCUGACAGCUCCUGCUGCUUCAGGACUCCUCAGGCCUGGUCUUUUCAGGAUUCAGGGCUGUUCUCAAAGGGAUUGGGAAUACUGCCUCAUUCCAGGCUGACCCUGGGCAGAUGUGUUGGACAAGCAACUUCUUUUCCUCUGUGAGGAGACAGGACUUGGAGACGCAGUGAUGUCACACCAGGCCCAGACCUUCCUUUCUACGGAAAAUUUCUAUGAAACUCAUUCAAUUGCCAUUCCAGGGCCAAAGGUUUGCAUAUGACCCCAAGUAUUUGAUUUGCUUCCUUUAUUUUAUUUUUUUCUUUUUGGAUGAGGUUUUUCUUGGUUUGUUUUUUCCUGCUUGAUUUUUGCCUUUUCUCUACAGUUGUGGUUUGUCGCAAAUUAUAAAUAUAGUUUUCAAUAUCAUGUGCUUUCAAAAUGAUGUCAUCAUGAGAAACUAAACCUUCAGGUGUUUAUAUACCUACAAAACCCCUGACUUAAUUUUCUCUAUUUUAAAUGCCUUUUACCCAACAUUUACUCUAUGUUCAACUCUGUCAUUUACCUUAUAAUUUGAAGAGAAGUACCCUUUGAUUUGGGCUUACGUGUUAAGAACUAGUGCUAUUUUCAUUAUUGUAAUGGAAAAAUCUGUAAACUUACAAUAAAAGAAUUUAUUGAAUAAGAAA
This is a messenger RNA of Suncus etruscus (white-toothed pygmy shrew), 2673 nucleotides long. RefSeq names its product mannosidase alpha class 1C member 1 (gene MAN1C1). Gene Ontology annotation, molecular function: calcium ion binding; mannosyl-oligosaccharide 1,2-alpha-mannosidase activity. Gene Ontology annotation, cellular component: Golgi membrane; endoplasmic reticulum; extracellular exosome. The coding region runs from base 109 to 2019 and encodes 636 amino acids. The record is from RefSeq and is a predicted model, not a curated record. Lineage: Eukaryota; Metazoa; Chordata; Mammalia; Eulipotyphla; Soricidae. The transcript is spliced from 12 exons. Gene Ontology annotation, biological process: N-glycan processing; carbohydrate metabolic process.